GCCAUGCCGCACCUCAGCGCCGGCGACAUGACGGCCUUCGUGGACCGCGCCGGCGCCGCGCUCAAUGACCGCUUCCACGUGCUCGAGCCGGGCAUCUUCGGCAAGGGAGUCCGGCAGCGGCCCGGCAGCCCCGCCUGGUUCAUGGCCGCCUCCCACGCCGGCUCCGAGCAGACCCGCAACAUGAGCCGCGCCGCGCUCGUGGCCGAGGAGGCCACCAAGUACAUCGUGCAGGCGUACGGGCUGGACGAGGCGCAGGUGAACUACGGCCUGCCCGCCGCGGACGUGCGCGACACGGCUCUGGGCGCCGCCUGCCCGCUCGAGGCGGACCUGCCCUGCCAGCCGCGCAAGUACCGCGCCUACUCGGGCCGCUGCAACAACGUGCAGAGCCCGCACUGGGGCGCCGCCGGCACGCGCUACGUGCGCCUGCUGCCCGCCGAGUACGGCGACGGCGUGGGGCUGCCGCGCGGAGCCGCUGCUCCCCCUCCAGCCGGCGGGCUGCCGUCUGCGCGCGCCGUGUCGCUGGCCGUGCACGGGGCGCGCGACCUCCCGCACGCGCACCUGGCGGCCGCCGCCGCCGUCUGGGCCGAGCUGGUGGCGCACGACGUGGCGCUCACGCCGCAGAUGACAGGCAUGGACGGCAGCAGGCUCAAGUGCUGGCGUGUGUUGGCAGGCACGGACGGCAGCAGGCUCAAGUGCUGCGGCGUGUGCAUGGACGGCAGCAGGCUCAAGUGCUGGCGUGUGUUGGCAGGCAUGGACGGCAGCAGGCUCAAGUGCUGGCGUGUGUUGGCAGGCAUGGACGGCAGCAGGCUCAAGUGCUGGCGUGUGUUGGCAGGCAUGGACGGCAGCAGGCUCAAGUGUUGGCGUGUGUUGGCAGGCACGGACGGCAGCAGGCUCAAGUGCUGGCGUGUGUUGGCAGGCACGGACGGCAGCAGGCUCAAGUGCUGGCGUGUGUUGGCAGGCAUGGACGGCAGCAGGCUCAAGUGCUGGCGUGUGUUGGCAGGCAUGGACGGCAGCAGGCUCAAGUGCUGGCGUGUGUUGGCAGGCAUGGACGGCAGCAGGCUCAAGUGCUGGCGUGUGUUGGCAGGCAUGGACGGCAGCAGGCUCAAGUGCUGGCGUGUGUUGGCAGGCAUGGACGGCAGCAGGCUCAAGUGCUGGCGUGUGUUGGCAGGCAUGGACGGCAGCAGGCUCAAGUGCUGGCGUGUGUUGGCAGGCAUGGACGGCAGCAGGCUCAAGUGCUGGCGUGUGUUGGCAGGCAUGGACGGCAGCAGGCUCAAGUGCUGGCGUGUGUUGGCAGGCAUGGACGGCAGCAGGCUCAAGUGCUGGCGUGUGUUGGCAGGCAUGGACGGCAGCAGGCUCAAGUGCUGGCGCAUGGACGGCAGCAGGCUCAAGUGCUGGCGUGUGUUGGCAGGCAUGGACGGCAGCAGGCUCAAGUGCUGGCGUGUGUUGGCAGGCAUGGACGGCAGCAGGCUCAAGUGCUGCGGCGUGUGCAUGGACGGCAGCAGGCUCAAGUGCUGGCGUGUGUUGGCAGGCAUGGACGGCAGCAGGCUCAAGUGCUGGCGUGUGUUGGCAGGCAUGGACGGCAGCAGGCUCAAGUGCUGGCGUGUGUUGGCAGGCAUGGACGGCAGCAGGCUCAAGUGCUGGCGUGUGUUGGCAGGCAUGGACGGCAGCAGGCUCAAGUGCUGGCGUGUGUUGGCAGGCAUGGACGGCAGCAGGCUCAAGUGCUGGCGUGUGUUGGCAGGCAUGGACGGCAGCAGGCUCAAGUGCUGGCGCAUGGACGGCAGCAGGCUCAAGUGCUGCGGCGUGGACUUCAAGGACUUCCACCCGGAGUGCUUCCCCAUCCGCAUCGCCGACAGCGACCCGGUGUUCGGGCGGGCCGGCGAGACGUGCCAGGAGUACGCGCGCUCCGCCACCGCCCCGCGCAUCGGCUGCACGCUAGGGCCACGUGAGCAGCUCAACAAAGUGACCUCGUACUUGGAUGCGUCCAUGAUUUACGGCAGCUCCCAGGAGGACGCGAAUAAGCUGAGGACCUUCUCUGGAGGCCAGCUGGCAUUCCAGGUGGGUCCUGGAGGCACCACACUGCUCCCGCAGGACUCAAACAACCUGGACUGCAGGCUCAACGGGACUUACAAGUGCUUCUCGGCGGGCGACCACCGCGCCAACGAGCACGUGGGGCUGGCGGCGCUGCACACGCUGUGGCUGCGAGAGCACAACAGGCUGGCGCUCGAGCUGAAGACCCGCAACCCGCACUGGGACGACGAGACCUUGUUCCAGGAGGCGCGACGCAUCGUCGCCGCGGAGAUACAGCACAUCACCUACUCAGAGUUCCUGCCCGCCGUGUUGGGUCAGAUGACGAUGGACCAGUACGGGCUGCGGCCGCAGGCGUCGGGCUUCUUCACUGGCUACGACAUCGACGCCAACCCCGGCGUGGCCAAUAGCGUGGCGGCUGCCGCGCUGUGGUUCGUCGCCUCGCUCAUGCCCAAGACGCUCUUCUCCUUCGACCGGGCGGGGCGCAAGGUCGGGGAGAGGUCGCUGGCGGCGUCCUUCUACGCGCCCGCGCAGCUGUACAAGGCGGACGGCGUGGGCGCGGCGCUGCGCAGCCUGAUGCACGGGCCCGCGCAGCGCGAGGACGAGCACAUCAACGAGGUCAUGACCAACCACAUGUUCCAGGAGCCGGGGAAAGGCGCGGGGCUGGACCUGGCGGCGCAGGUGAUCCAGCAGGGUCGCGACCACGGCCUGCCAGGCUACAUGCGCUGGAGGGAGUUCUGCGGCCUGCCCGUCGCCGCCUCCUUCCAGCAGCUGCCGGACAUCCUGCCCGCCGACGUGUCGGCGCGCCUGCAGCGAGUUUACAGGAACGUGUCUGACGUGGACCUGUUCACGGGCGCGCUGGCCGAGCGGGCAGCCCCGGGCUCCGCUGUGGGGCCGACCCUCGCCUGCCUGCUGGGCCGCCAGUUCCGCCAGCUGCGGCGCGGCGACCGCCACUGGUACGAGAACGACCUGCCGCCGUCCUCCUUCAGCAAGGAACAACUGAACGAGCUGCGGAAGGUGACCUUGGCGCGCGUCAUCUGCGACAACGUGGACCACAUGGACGAGGUGCAGCCCAACAUAUUCCUGGAGAAGGAUCCCUUCCUGAACGCGAUGGCGCCGUGCGCCGGCCCGGUGGUGCCGCGCCUGGACCUGGCGCCCUGGAGCACUGCCGGCCAGCGCCUCGCCGUGCCGCCGGCCCUGCUGGCCGAGUCGGUGGCGCGCGCCGGCCGCGACCUGGGUGACGUCAUGCGCCGCGAGCUCGACCUGUGGCGCCAGCAGCGCGGGGCGGACCCUCUGUCGCCCGUCGGCACGGCGUACGGCUUCAACCGGCCCAAGAGGCAGGCGGCGCAGAUCGCCAACACCUCGUUCCUGCUGCAGUUCGCCUCGCAGAGAUUCGUCGACAGCUUCCUGCAGAGCCAGUUGCAGGACCUCGAAGUGGGCCGCAGCGCGAAGGCGAGCCUGCACGAACUGGUGGCGCUCCUGCCGCGCGUGGAUCUCGCCGACACACUGGACAUCCCGCGAGUGUUCCGCUGCGACGAGCAGGCGCUGCCCUGCGACCACACCAGCCGAUACCGCACCGCCACGGGCUGGUGCAACAACCUGCGGCGCCCCGAGCAGGGCAAGUCCCUGCGGGCCUUCGUGCGCCUGCUGCCGCCGCAGUACCAGGAUGGGGUGGGCAGCCCGCGGGCGGUGUCCGUGACGGGCGGACCGCUGCCCAGCCCGCGCCUCGUGUCCGUGUCCGUGCACCCGGACACCAGCCGGCCGCACCUGCGCUACUCGCUCAUGUUCAUGCAGCUGGGCCAGUUGCUCGACCAUGACCUCACGCACACGCCCGUCAACCGGGCGUUCGUGGGCGAGGCGAUCCUGGACUGCCAGCCGUGCGACGCCAGCCGCGCGGUGCACCCCGAGUGCUUCCCCAUCCCCAUCCCCGAGGGCGACCCCUACUUCCCGCACGUGAACAUCAGCACGGGCCGGCCGCUGUGCAUCCCCGUCACGCGCUCCAUGCCGGGCCAGCUCACCCUGGGUUACAGGGAGCAGAUGAACCAGGUGACGGCCUACCUGGACGCCAGCUUCGUGUACGGCUCCGACGUGUGCGAGACGAACGCGCUGAGGACCUUCUCCGCGGGCAAGAUGAACGUGACCCGCCGGCCUUCGGGGGGCAAGCCCCUGCUGCCCACCACCACCACCCACCCCGAGUGCAAGUCCAGCUCCAAAGUGUGCUUCAGGGCAGGGGACGCCCGGGCCAGCGAGCAGCCGGGAUUGGCGGCCCUGCACACCUUGUUCCUGCGCGAGCACAACCGCCUGGCGGAGGGGUUGGCGGGCCUGAACCCGCACUGGUCGGACGAGACGCUGUACCAGACGGCGCGGCGCAUCCUCUCCGCCGCCUGGCAGCACGUCGUGUACGCAGAGUUCCUGCCGCGCCUGUUCGGCUGGGACGGCCUGCACCGGCACGAGCUCACCCUGCGGCCGGAGGGGUACUUCGACGGCUACGACGCGGACUGCGACGCGACCAUCGUGAACGAGUUCGCGGCGGCGGCGUUCCGCUUCGGCCACAGCCUGCUGCGGCCCAGCCUGCCGCGCGCCGACGAGUCGUACUCGCCGCGCCAGCCGCCCGUGCGCCUGCGCGACACCUUCUUCAACCCGGAGCCGCUGCGGCGCAACGGCAUGCUGGACGAGCUGCUGCGAGGCCUGGUCGCCGCGCCCAUGGAGAGCCUCGACCAGUUCAUCACCAGCGAGGUCACCAACCACCUGUUCGAGAGCCGCGCGCCCUACUCGGGCAUGGACCUGGCCGCCAUCAACAUCCAGCGAGGCAGGGACCACGGCCUGGCCGGAUACACCGCCUACCGCCGCCUGUGCAACCUGACGCGCGCCCUCGACUUCGACGGCCUGAAGGGCGAGGUGCCGUCGCCGGCGGCGGAGCGGCUGCGGCGGCUGUACGCGCACGUGGACGAUGUGGACCUGUUCCCCGGGGGGCUGGCGGAGACCCCGCUGCCCGGCGGGGUGGUCGGCCCCACCUUCGCCUGCGUCAUCGGCCACCAGUUCCGCCUGCUGCGGCGCUGCGACCGCUACUGGUACGAGAACAGCGACCCUCUGGUGCGGUUCACGGAGGCCCAGCUCGCCGACAUCAGGAAGGCGACGCUGGCCAGGCUGGUGUGCGACAACACGGACCGAGUGGGUGCCAUCCAGCGGUCGGCGCUGGACCUCGCCGACCCCUUCUUGAACCCGCGCGUGCCCUGCUCCGCCAUCCCGGGCCUGGACCUCAGCCUGUGGAAGGAGCGCCGGUCCUGCGUGGUGGGGCUCACCUCCAUCGAGGUGGGCGCGGCCGAGAGGACGUCUCCCUGCGUCAUGUGCACCUGCACCACCGAGGGGCCCAUCUGCCAGUCGCUGAAGAUCAGCAACUGCUUCGCGCUCGCCAAGUCGUUCAGCCACGCGGCCAUCCUGGGCGACCACGUGUGCAAGGUGCAGUGCGCGUUCGUGUUCCGCGCCCUGCCCAAGGUCAUGGACCAGAUCGACAACCAGCUGGGCUUCAGCUAGUGGCCCCACGGACCCACCUCGUCCGCAGCGCCUGUCGGCUCGGCCUUCCCCGGCGCGGAUCUCCGAUCGUCAUCCUUGCUGGCGUGUCCUUCAGGAGCCACUGUCAUUAAGUGUUGCAUGGGAGUCCUCUCCCGCCCUGUGGCACAGCGCUCCAAGACCUCCCGUUUGAACCCGGAAACACAAGAGGUCGUUCCCCAAGUUUUUCUACCUUGGCAAAAUAAAAAAAUAUAGUGGUUCAUAUUACAUGCAACUACCCAUCUUGAUUGUCAUAGCAAUCGGGAUGCCCUCUUGCGAACAAUAUAGAUGUACUGUACAACAUACUGCAGAAAAUAAUUGAAAAAAAAAAUUGGUUUUUACUGUGUACUUCGUGGUUUGUACGAAAACUCUUAUAAUGGAAAUACUGUUCGCUGAAAGCCUCGGUGUUAUAGUAACAUACACAAUAAGCUCCCUCUUUGAAAAAAAAAACAGUCAGUAUCAUCAACUGAACCAAGUAUUCAAAAUAAUCGACCUUACAGGAAUAAAAUAAAACUAUGUAUGAUAUGGGUUUUUAAAUAUUAUUAUUUAACCAACACUGACAGUUAGAGAAUACUAUUAAGAGAGCAUUUUGACAGAAGUUAGAGUGGCCGAGACUGUAAAAUGAUGUGCCAAUGUAGUAUUGUUACUUGUGUAAAUAUUUGUGUGUGUGUGUUUUUAUUUAGGUUUAAACUCUUUGAAGUUGAUGUGCCCUGAAAUUGUGGCUAGAAGAAUGUAAAACGAGUAAAUGAAUCAAAUUUUAUUGCUGUUGACACUUGUACAAAAAUAUCUCCCCAAAUUUAUUUAUGUAUUAUUUUAUAUACUUAGGAGUUGCAGCAGUCGAGCCUAGAUAUGUAGUUUGACUAGUCAUAUAAGUGUUACCUACAUUUUUAUAACACAUUAAGUAUAAAGUUUUUAUUAGUAUAUAUAGUAUAAUUAGGACGAUUGAAUUAGAAAUGCUUUAUUUAAAAACUAGAAAAUUUAUAUGUAGUGAAUUCUAUUGUAAAAAAAUGAGGUGCAAAUAAAAAUUAUUUUAAUAAAA
Bacillus rossius redtenbacheri is the source of this 6613-nucleotide messenger RNA. RefSeq lists its product as uncharacterized. Bases 4 to 5559 code for a protein of 1851 amino acids. Gene Ontology annotation, molecular function: peroxidase activity; heme binding. Gene Ontology annotation, biological process: response to oxidative stress. The transcript has 27 exons. Lineage: Eukaryota; Metazoa; Arthropoda; Insecta; Phasmatodea; Bacillidae. The record is from RefSeq and is a predicted model, not a curated record.